AUGGGAAGACAACAUGAGGAUUUGGGAGUUUGUUGCGGAGAUAAUCGGGUGGUCGAUAAUGUGCGAUACGAAGCACUUCGAGGGGGCGAGGCCGUGGCUGGGCGACUUCAGGGA
Messenger RNA from Anisakis simplex (herring worm), 114 nucleotides. NCBI's taxonomy places the organism in Eukaryota, Metazoa, Nematoda, Chromadorea, Rhabditida, Anisakidae. The record is from the annotation of a GenBank genome assembly.